This is a messenger RNA of Astyanax mexicanus (Mexican tetra), 1589 nucleotides long. It is a transcript of the gene anp32b, whose product is annotated as acidic (leucine-rich) nuclear phosphoprotein 32 family, member B. The transcript has 7 exons. Gene Ontology annotation, cellular component: nucleus. Gene Ontology annotation, molecular function: histone binding. Bases 219 to 1019 code for a protein of 266 amino acids. NCBI's taxonomy places the organism in Eukaryota, Metazoa, Chordata, Actinopteri, Characiformes, Acestrorhamphidae. The record is from RefSeq and is a predicted model, not a curated record. Gene Ontology annotation, biological process: regulation of apoptotic process.
CUAUGGAGUAUAUAUGUGUUAGAGUGCCGUUUCCCUCCAUGGUUUCUCCCCGGGCUGAGUAAGUUGGCGUGUGGUUCAGAUCGUUUCUUCAGCACCCCUUUCGCUCUCCCUCCAUCAGGGCAUCUUUCCUGCCUUCUGGGCUGAGCCGAGCGCGGACCCCGAGCGGGACGAGACGAGAUCGAGGAAGCGGAGCGGAGAAGUUUGUGAAGGGGCGAAACAUGGACAUGAAAAAGAGGAUCCACUUGGAGCUCAGGAACAGGACGCCGUCUGAUGUACGAGAGCUCGUCCUUGAUAACUGCAGAUCGAAUGAGGGGAAAAUCGAAGGCCUCACAGCAGAAUUUGUCAAUCUCGAAUUUCUCAGUUUGAUAAAUGUUGGUUUAAUCUCAGUGUCGAACCUCCCUAAGCUUGGAAAACUCAAAAAGUUGGAGCUCAGCGACAACAGAAUUUCCGGCAGCCUCGACGUUUUAGCAGAAAAGCUCCCAAACCUCACACAUCUAAACCUGAGCGGAAACAAACUGAAAGACAUCAGCACGUUGGAACCUUUGAAAAAACUCGACCACCUGAAGAGUCUCGAUCUUUUCAACUGUGAAGUGACGAAUCUGAAUGAUUACCGGGAGAGCGUCUUUAAGCUGCUGCCGCAGCUAACGUACCUGGACGGAUACGACAUGGAGGACCGUGAGGCGUCUGACUCGGACGGGGAAGUGGACGGAGACGGGGUGGACGAUGACGAUGAUGAAGAGGGUGAGGGAGAGGAGGACGAGGAUGGUGAGGAGGAAGACUUUGAUGAGGAAGAUGAUGAUGAAGACGAAGACGAGGAUGAGGUAGAAGGAGAGGAAGAUGAUGAAGACGUCAGUGGCGAGGAUGAGGAGGAAGACUUUGGUCAGGACGGAGAGGUAGAAGAUGAAGACGAUGAUGACGACGACGAUGAUGAAGAAGAUGAUGAAGCCGCUCCGAAAGGAGAGAAGAGAAAACGAGAAGCGGACGACGAAGAUGACGACGACGAUGAGGACGACGACUAAAAGCCAACAAGCCAAUCAGUUACCAACUUUACCCUCCUCCGCCCCGCCCACUGCCCCGCCCACUGCCCCUCCACACUUCUCCCCCAGCUCUGAGCUCCCUGCAGGGGGCGGACUGUACUGGACGGGUGUGACGUGUGGAGCUCCGCCCACGGAGCCCGGAGAAAGCUCACCCAGCAUUCCACGACCUCUCUGAUCCCUCCCUCUGCCCUGCCCCGCCCCCUUCUCGCCUUGCCCCGCCCCACCCUACCCCGUCCCGUGUGUUUCAAGACCCGUGUGAGGACUUUGGGGACUGGUAUCUAGUUUUGGGUCUGUGCUUUUAAUAUUUUGUUGGAGAAUUGUUUAUUUUUUCCUUUUUCUUCUUUUAUUUUUUGCUGUUGAGGAUUUUCUUCCCCUUUUUUGUCUUUUUUUCGUUCCCAAUUUCCCAAUAAGAUUUAUUGCUAUAGCAACUGUGCGGCAAGCGAGCCAUAAUUUUAGUGUGGCGGCCGGCCGCGCAAAUCAAGGUUGUAGCUACAUUUUUACUUUCUGUAAGACAACAAACAACAAAACUUUGUAAAUAAAAUGAUAACAUUU